AUGGACAAAGCAAGAAUCUCCCAUGUACUCUCCCUGACAGCCAAGAACAAGUUGUCCCUCUCUGAGCAAAAUGAACUGCUUAACCACCUUCGUGACAUAGCUAGUGCUCCAAGUGAAGCAUCUUGUGAUAGGGAGGUUGAAAGACUCAAGGAGAGCAAAGUUUACAAAUCCCUUGAAGUCAAAAAUUAUGUUGAUAGAAGGUGGUUGUGUGUUCGGGAGAGGUGGUGUAGGGCCUAUGCACCACAUGGAUUCUCUGUGGCAGUUACCACCAACAAUGGAGUUGAGGCACUCAAUAAAUCAUUGAAGAGCUUCUACCUCAAAUUUUCUGGCACAGGAAGUCUUUCAUCUCUGCUUGAAACUCUAAUAUGUGAGUUUGUUCCAGAGCAGUUACUGUCAUACAGCAGACUCAACUUCAUCUACAGUAGUGAAUGCAAGACUUACAAUCCAGCUGUUCCAGCAUUCCUGAAAGACAGACCAAGAAAUUUUGUCAAACAUUGCUUGAACAGUAUCAAGGCAGCUUCCAGCUAUUCCAAAGAACACGUAAAGGUGCUUGGAAAGGAAUCUUUUCAUGUCAAGAGUGAGACAACCUCUACAUGGUACAAAGUAGAACUUGGUGACUCAGAAAAAUACCCAUCAUGUGAAUGCGUCCUCUUCAAAACAACGUUCUUACCAUGCAAGCAUUUCUUUGCCAUUUUUAGGCACACUGACAAAAAAUGGGUUGAUCUUAGCCCAGAGUACCGUCAAAGCCCAUAUAUAACUCUGGAUUUCAAUGUUGCUUUAACACAAGAUCCCCAGAGUAAUGAAAUCAGCAAUCAAGAAGACCUCUGCUUUGAUGUUUUUGAUAGUCCUGUACCAUGCACGGGGAAGCAGAAACUCGGUAGUGAGUCACAGUCACCAAAUGUAGCAGUCGAUCAGUGGCAUUUACGUGAACAGCUCAAGACUUUGCAUGACAUUUCAUAUAUUUGCACUGAUAAAGAAGCUAUCAAGAAUGCAUCCAGAGUUGUUCAUGGACUUUGUGAGACCCUGAAAUCCUGUUUACCCAAGGAAGAAGGACUGGUUCUCCAGCAGCAAGAACCUGCCAAGAAAAACCUAAGGGCUUUACCAAGUCGCUUGAAGAAAGUCAAACAAAAAACAUCCAGGAAACGUAAAACAGUGGCAAUCGAUGAAAAUGAAGAGGAUGCAGAUAUCCAUAAAAAGUCAAAAACAAAUAUACCAGAAUUCCAGAGGACCGAAGACACAGAGAUGGACAAAAACUCUGUUCAGGCAUGUGGUGUGGAUCUCUCCAAAGAAGACUUGACACAAGCAACCUCUAUGACACAUGGUGACCCAUGUGCUUAUUUGUCCCAUAGUGAGCACUUACCCAGGCUGUCAGAGGACAUGGAAUCAGAGGUGAAGGAUAUUCUGGCACUACAAGACCCAAACCUGGUAAUCAGCAAAGCCUUCAAACUGUGUAUUACACAGGGUGACUUGGCAACACUGAAGGAGGGAUGCUGGCUUAAUGACAAGGUUAUCAACUUCUAUUUGUCCUUGCUAAUGAAGAGAAACAGUGAUCAGCUGGGGAGCCUUAAAGUCUUCUUUUUCAGCACUUUUUUCUACUCAAAGCUUCAGAGUGGUGAAGGCCAUGCUGGAGUGAAGAACUGGACAAAAACUCAAGACCUCUUCCUCUUUGAUCUUAUUUUUGUUCCUUUGCACCUAGGCAUGCACUGGGCUUUGGCUGUAAUUGAUUUAAAAUCCCAGACCAUACAGUGCUAUGACUCAAUGAGUCAGAGACAUGAUGAAAUCUGUCACAUGUUGUUUGCGUACCUUACUGAGGAGCACAGGGUCAAGAAAGGAUACAUCUUGGAGGCUUCCAGAUGGACCAUUGGCCGAAUGAGAACUUUUGCAAUUCCUAAACAGUUGAAUGGCAAUGACUGUGGUGUUUUUGUCUGUAAAUAUGCAGACUUCCUUUCUCAAGGAAAGCUACUCACAUUCAGACAGGAUGACAUUCCACUCUUCCGAAAAGUGAUGGUUUGGGAGAUAGUACAUCAGAAGAUCCUGUAAGCCCUGAAGCAACCAGUCCUUCAAACAUCAUCAAACUUUUUUAUAUUCCAUGUUUACAUUGAAUACUUUUUGUGUAAAUUAAAUUUACACACAAGGAUGGAAUUGUGAAUAAUUACAAAGGUUUUCUAUACAAGCAGUGGGAUGUGGAGAAGUACAGAGCUGAAUAAAAUCUGAGGUUAAACUGGA
Misgurnus anguillicaudatus (oriental weatherfish) is the source of this 2226-nucleotide messenger RNA. The record is from RefSeq and is a predicted model, not a curated record. Lineage: Eukaryota; Metazoa; Chordata; Actinopteri; Cypriniformes; Cobitidae.